Messenger RNA from Knipowitschia caucasica, 4044 nucleotides. The record is from the annotation of a GenBank genome assembly. Lineage: Eukaryota; Metazoa; Chordata; Actinopteri; Gobiiformes; Gobiidae.
AUGGACCUGACUAUAGCAUCGGGCUUCAAACAGAAGCCUUUCCUGUCUGCUGAAGCACCCGAGGAGCCCGACGGGAGCUCCCAGACAGAGGGCCCCUUCUCCCCCGGCCCACAGCCCUCCGCAGACUCCACGUUCGCCACGGAACACGAGCAUGGUAGUGACCUGGACGGUGUGGAAUACUCCUCCAACUCUCCCCCUUCGUCCCCUCUGCCUGUGGACUUCAGCCAGCCGCCCCGGGACAUGUACGACCCCUUCUCCCCCACAGACGCAGACAAAGAGGUGCGAGCCGAGGAGAGAGCGGCAGACGAUGGAGAGGAGGCGGAGAAGUACGACCCCUUUGAGCCCACCGGCUCCCCCCCGUCCCCCUCCUCUGACCAGGACACCGGGCUGGAGGAGGUGAAGACAGAAGAGGACCAUGUAGACGAUCCACCGCAGACAAACCACGACAUCAAAACAGAGGAGCUGUCAGAUGACUGCCCGGACUCCACAGACGCCCAGACCGAGCCGCCUGGUACCCUCUCCCCCAGGGCCCGCACCCCUAGACCUCACUCUCCCAGGCCCCACUCUCCCAGGGCCCGCUCCCCCAGGGCCCGCUCCCCCAGGACCCACUCUCCUAGGGCCCGUUCUCCCAGGUCUCGUUCCCCCCGGGCCCGCUCCCCCAGGACCCACUCUCCCAGGUCUCGUUCCCCCCGGGCCCGCUCCCCCCGGUCCCUCUCCCCCGGCCUGCUGUGCCUGCGGAGGACGGUGGACUGCAGCAUCAAAGACCCCCACACAGACUCGGAUCACUCAGAGAUCGAGGAGGGGGAGAUCGUGGGGCUGGCCGAGCGCGGCGCUGCCCUCAAGAGGACGUCCCUGGAAAACCUCUCAGUCACCUCCCCCAACUCCACUUUCUUCAGCUCCAAUGUGAAGCCCGAGCGGAUCCUGCGAGUCCUGGACGCGGACGGCUUCGUGUCGGUGCGGGCCGACCCGGACUGGGCCCUCAGCCGGGAGCCGGAAGACGAGCCCGUGGUGGUGGGGGUGGAGGACCUGCGCAGGAAGCUCGUCAGCAGGCGCAAGGAGAGGUACAUCAGCUUCCCCGGCUCCUCCAUCACCCUGACCACCCAGAGCAGCCCGCUCAGCCCCCCCACCACACCGCCACUGCCCCCAAUGAAAGAAGAGGAGGCCAAGACCCUCGAGAAGCCACGGAAGUCCUCCAAGAGCUCCAACGAGCGCGACCGGCAAAAGGGCAAAGACGGCAAGAGUGCAACAAGCAAAGAGGAGAAGAGGAAGAAGAGGAGGAAGGAGAAGCGCGCUCAGCACAAGAGCAAAGACAAGCAGGACCCAGAGGCCAAAAGCAGCAAGGAGCCCAAGACCAAGGGCUCGAGACGUAGCCACAGCUCCAAGAGGAAGAAGAGACGCCACGGGACCAGCCCAGAGCCCGCUGCACCAGAGCGCCCCUCCAGACUGUCCCAGGAGCGCUCCAAGGACAAGCCGAGGGACGCGAGUCGACCGGGGGACCGGGACAGAGGCAGGGACAGCGACCGCAGCCGCGAUCGGACCCGGAACACCGAACGCAUCCGUGACCGCAACCAAGAACGCAACCAGGAACGCAACCAAGAACGCAACCAGGAACGCAACCAGGAGCGUAACCAGGAACGCAACCAAGAGCGCAGCCGGGACAGGCCCCGCGAACGGGAACGAGACCGGGAACGUGAACCCGACAGAGAGAGAUACUGGGACAGACAGCGGGACCGCGACAGAGAGCGCCACCGCAGCGACUCCAGAGGCGAGCGCAGGAGAGGCCGCGACUCCAGGAGCAGAGAGAGGAAGAGGAGCGCGGAGAAGAGCGAGGCCGACCGCCACAGAGCGCGGGACGGGGACAGGGAGCGCAGACGGGACGGCCGCCCUGUGGUCCCCCCGUCCAUACAGGACCUCAACGGCUCGGACCUGUUCGCCAUCAAGAGAACCAUCACGGUCACAACCACCACCACCACCACCACGGUCCCAGGAUCGCCCAGACUCUCCCCCACCUCCCCCAGCAGGUCGCCGCUGGACACAGACAAAUCUCACCGGAAGAGGAAGCGGAAAGGACACUCCAGCUCAGACGCCAGAGGCCGCUCGCGCUCCCUGUCGCCCACGCGCUACCACAACUACGAGUCGGACCGCUACUCCGACAAGCUGGACCUGGACACGCUCUCGCUGGACGGGGAGGCCCUGGACUCGGACUACCCCUCUUUAGAAGACACGCCUCCGCCCAACCCGCUGCCUCCGCCGCCGCCUUCGCCCAGUCCCAAAGCCAAGCCUGCGUCUAAGUCUACCUCCAAGACCGGUCAACCCAAGAGAAAGAAGAACUCUGAGUCCUCUCGAGCCAAAGGCAAAACUCUGUCGACGUCGGAGUGUGCGGCCGCCCCCUCUGGACUCCCCGCGGUCAAGCGAAUGCGCAAAGUGAAGGACAAGACCCGCGACAAAGGCAGCCGCAAGGAGCCCGGUCGGAAGUCCAAGAAGGAGGGCGGCACCAGCAGGAAAGGCAAGCUGCAGUCCAAAGUGUCCGUGCUGGUGCGGGAAGGCGUCAGCAGCACCACCGGCUCCGGAAAGCUCGGCAUGGACCUGCUUGGCACAGGAGGGCCCGGGGGAGGUCUUGGCGGCGGAGCGGGCAGUUCUGUGGGCGGCUCCAUUGCAGUACUCUUCUGUCGGGAUAACGAGAGCAGGUCUCCGUUCCUGAAGCCCUGCUCCGAGCCCCUGUCCCUGGGGGGCCGUGGGAAGGAGCUGGGCGGUGCAGGGGGCAAGCGCAGCAGCCUGGCCGCCCCCCCUCCUCCACCCUCCUCCACCGCCAGCCCCUCCCAGAAGAGCAAACAGCCAGGCUCCAUCACCUCCACCUCCUCCUCCGCCUCCUCGCCCUCCUCCUCCCUGGUGACAAAGCGCCGCCGCCGCCCGCUCAAGAAGACCCGCGAGAAGAGCGCCACCGCGGGGGACGCUCAGGGAGCCACAGAGCCCGCGGCCACGUCAGCGGAGGCGUGUAAGUCUUCAAGCAGCCCGCGCCCUGGUCCCGCUGCCGCUGCUGCUCCCUGCUCCUCCUCUUCCUCCACCUCCUCCUCCACCACCAGCGUGCUCCCCCCCUCCUCCUCACCUCCCCCCUCUCCCCCGCCCUCCUCCGCCCCAGCCCGACACGACUCCUCACCUGACUCCCAGACCGUGGACAGCAGCUGCAAGACCCCCGAGCCCUCCUUCCUGACCGAGGAGUGUCCGUCCCAGACCAGCCCGGCCAGCCCUGCCCCCAUGCCUGCCCCCAGCCCCUGUGCCAUGUCCCCGCUGACGGAGCCAUCCAAGCCCUGCAGCCCCCCCGCCGCCCUGGACCCGCCCUCCUCGUCUUCUGUGUCCUCCUCGUCUGCCAACAAGCCCCCGCCCCCACCGCCGCCGCCCGCCACAGCUGCCCUGCCCUGGAGCCUGCAGAGCGGAGUGGACUGCACCGCGGGGGGCGUUCUGGCCUUGACCGCCUUGCUUUUCAAAAUGGAGGAGGCCAACAUCGCCAGCCGGGCUAAAGCGCAAGAGUUCAUCCAAGCCACGAGUCAGAUCCUGUCCCAGGGCAGUCAGAACCAGCCCUCGGGCAUGUCCUCGGCCUCCUCACAGAUCCCUCCACCCCCGCCCUCGCUCCCCCCUCCUCCUCGCCUCAGUCCAGGACAGCUCUUCCUGCACAACUCCAAACACAUGCACUCGUGCGCCCAGACCCCGCCCUCCAUCAGCCUCUACGGCCUCAGCUCCGGGGACUCGGCCUGGGACAACGACAGCAAAGACCCCGACAAAUACCUGAAGAAGCUGCACACUCAGGAGAGGGCGGUGGAGGAGGUGAAGCUCGCCAUCAAACCAUACUAUCAACGCAAAGACAUCAACAAGGACGAGUACAAGGACAUCCUCCGCAAAGCUGUGCACAAGAUCUGCCACAGCCGCACCGGAGAGAUCAACCCCGUCAAAGUGAGCAACCUGGUGAAGCUCUACGUGCAGAGGUACAAGUACUUCAGAAAGCACGGGCGCAAGAUGGACGGGGACGACCGGGACGACGCCGUCUGA